AUGGCGUUCAUCGAAAGUGAAGAGUGGGUCAACGAGGGAUGGUAUAGGGUUAGUCUUUGUGUGGUCGUGUCUAAUCAGUAUACCGAUAUUGUGUUCGAGUGGUGGAAAGAAAUAACCAACUUGAGCGACCGGUCUGCGCUCAAGGCCUUCCUUCACACUGAUUCUCUUAUCAGUGAUGAAUGCCCAUUACAUCCUGGAGCCAAGGGCAUGGAGGUGUUUAUGGCCAUUAUCCAGAACGGCGAAAGCCGUCUUUGUUUCUCGCUCAAACAGAUUUCCUACGCACGUUACUGGCUACAUGCGUACGGACUAACAUCCGAGCCUCUUCCCCUUCCUUCAUCGCAUUACCUACUCACUCUGAAUGAUCUACGCGGACCACCAUCGCCCGUAACGUACAAGACCGUCUCCGAACUUCGAAACGCGCUCAAAGACGUCGGGAAGCAUAACAAGCGCGUCAAGACCUUUGCUGGCGACUUCGCGCUAGGCGAACUACGAACCGUGUUUGAGAGGGUAAGGAGUGUGUGGGGCGAACGCCGCGGCACAUGGAUGGCGAUCGAUUUUGAAGGUUGGGAAAUGGAUCACACGAUUAUUACCGAAUUCGGUUGGUCGCUUAUUAGAUGGGAUCCUGAAGAAGUUGCCGCGGACCCUAAGGAAGGAGACAAUCCGGGAGAAGUGAAGCUAAAGGAAGUGCGCGAAGAAGGACACUGGACGGUAAAAGAGUAUGCAGCGUAUCGUAACGGUAAAUACGUCAAAGACAACCGAGAUCGUUACGAUUUUGGGAACACCGAGGUCAUGCCCAAGACUGUCUUCAAAAAACGCAUUGGCGACUUGAUUACCAAGUAUGCUGCAGAAGGUCCUUUGUAUCUGGUUUUCCAUGAUCGAUAUGGAGAUGUCAAAUAUCUCCAUCAACUCGAGGUGCCUGACAUUGGUGACUUGUCGUCUAUUCCGAACAAGCCGCCCGGUCCCGGGUUGUACUGCAAAGAUAUGUUUUCCGCCCUAGAAGGCGACUCGCAUCAACAGCGUGGACUAGAGCGUGUUUGUCUCCUUCUCAAAAUAAACGGCUUCAAUCACCCGCACAACGCCGGGAAUGAUGCGCAUUUCACAAUGGAAGCCCUGCGAGCAAUGGCGACCGGCAAACCGCUCGAUCCCCAGCGAGAGGAACGAUGGCCAAAUCAGACACAAGUAUUGUUUGGUCAACAGCGUGGGGUCAAAGUCGAAUGGACGGAGCGUGACCUCGAUAGCGAUGACGAGUUUUAUUAA
Molecule: messenger RNA, 1257 nt
Organism: Rhizoctonia solani
Lineage: Eukaryota; Fungi; Basidiomycota; Agaricomycetes; Cantharellales; Ceratobasidiaceae
Exons: 10
Coding region: 1-1257 (418 amino acids)
Cellular component (GO): nucleus
Source: RefSeq, a predicted model, not a curated record